Molecule: messenger RNA, 1095 nt
Organism: Schistocerca gregaria
Lineage: Eukaryota; Metazoa; Arthropoda; Insecta; Orthoptera; Acrididae
Exons: 1
Coding region: 1-1095 (364 amino acids)
Source: RefSeq, a predicted model, not a curated record
AUGUGGAGGACGCUGGACUGUUCAAUGAGACAAAAACGGGACGGAGGAGAAAUGAAAAGAACGAGUGUAAGGAACUAUGUGAGGAUAUUAUGUAGACAGGGGAGGAGGCAAAGAAGAGGAAGAGAAAAAGAAGAGGAAGAGAAAAAGAAGAGGAAGAGAAAAAGAAGAGGAAGAGAAAAAGAAGAGGAAGAGGAAAAGAAGAGGAAGAGGAAAAGAAGAGGAAGAGGAAAAGAAGAGGAAGAGGAAAAGAAGAGGAAGAGGAAAAGAAGAGGAAGAGGAAAAGAAGAGGAAGAGGAAAAGAAGAGGAAGAGGAAAAGAAGAGGAAGAGGAAAAGAAGAGGAAGAGGAAAAGAAGAGGAAGAGGAAAAGAAGAGGAAGAGGAAAAGAAGAGGAAGAGGAAAAGAAGAGGAAGAGGAAAAGAAGAGGAAGAGGAAAAGAAGAGGAAGAGGAAAAGAAGAGGAAGAGGAAAAGAAGAGGAAGAGGAAAAGAAGAGGAAGAGGAAAAGAAGAGGAAGAGGAAAAGAAGAGGAAGAGGAAAAGAAGAGGAAGAGGAAGAGGAAAAGAAGAGGAAGAGGAAGAGGAAAAGAAGAGGAAGAGGAAGAGGAAAAGAAGAGGAAGAGGAAGAGGAAAAGAAGAGGAAGAGGAAGAGGAAAAGAAGAGGAAGAGGAAGAGGAAAAGAAGAGGAAGAGGAAGAGGAAGAGGAAGAGGAAGAGGAAGAGGAAGAGGAAGAGGAAGAGGAAGAGGAAGAGGAAAAGAAGAGGAAGAGGAAAAGAAGAGGAAGAGGAAGAGGAAGAGGAAGAGGAAGAGGAAGAGGAAAAGAAGAGGAAGAGGAAAAGAAGAGGAAGAGGAAAAGAAGAGGAAGAGGAAAAGAAGAGGAAGAGGAAAAGAAGAGGAAGAGGAAAAGAAGAGGAAGAGGAAAAGAAGAGGAAGAGGAAAAGAAGAGGAAGAGGAAAAGAAGAGGAAGAGGAAAAGAAGAGGAAGAGGAAAAGAAUAACAGGAAGAGGAAAAGAAGAACAGGAAGAGGAAAAGAAGAACAGGAAGAGGAAAAGAAGAACAGGAAGAGGAGGAGCAAAACCUCCUACAAGAGAGAUAUUUAA